Penicillium malachiteum is the source of this 3339-nucleotide messenger RNA. RefSeq lists its product as uncharacterized. The record is from RefSeq and is a predicted model, not a curated record. NCBI's taxonomy places the organism in Eukaryota, Fungi, Ascomycota, Eurotiomycetes, Eurotiales, Aspergillaceae. The transcript is spliced from 4 exons. Bases 1 to 3339 code for a protein of 1112 amino acids.
AUGGCCAAUUUUACAACCACAGAUGAUGAACAGCAAUUGGCGGCGGAGCGACAUCGCAAAUUCUGGGGCACUGCCAAAAUCGCCAUCCGCCAAAUCAUUCCCCAUCCUUCCAUUUCGCAGCGGUUGGACCAGCGGAAUGUCCAGCGGCUUUGUGAGAUUUUUGAAAAAGAGGGCUGUCGGAGACUUGCCGCCUACAAUCACGUCACUGCGGUUGUGUCGAAACACCAUUUGGACGACGCGCUACAGGCUGCACGGGUGGGUCCUGCAGACACUACCGAUAACCCCCACCCCUACCCUCAGCUGCAUUUCGCUCGUGGGCAGGUCCAAUGCCUCCACGGGCAGCAUCGGCUGAGGGCUGCAGAGGUGCACCUACCAUCCUGCGAUCAGUGGUGGACAGUGGACGUGUAUUUGGAUGACAUAAGUCCCGACCUCUACAACUGGCUUAUCGAUGAGUACUCCAACGAACGGUUGCAGAGUGACGGUGAGAUCUACCGAAGAAUCCGGCAGUACCAGCGCGAGGCGAAUGCCCAUUUUGAGGCCCGGUGGGUGGCGCGACUGUCGGAAAACAAAGCCAGGCGGCUUCGGGCGCUCGAAUCACGUCCGCGUAUCCGGACCGCCUUUGACUGUCUGCUGGCCCUGCCGGCACUGCUGGUGCACGGGAUGCAGAUUGGGUCGCUUCCAGAGGUCCUGGCCUCAAACUGUGACGAGGAGAUCUGUCACGCUCUAACCGAGCUGUAUCGGUACUGGUCCUCACUCGUGGGGGAUGACCCCGCUAAGAUGCUCCGAAUCGAUGUCCAUACGGUGAGCACGCUGCAGCUUCUUGCCCCUGGCGUGUCCUCCACGGACAGGGCUCACGUGAAGGGUCUUGUGCGGAGCGGGGCGGUCUUUGCCAAUUUCUCGACGGCUGAGAGGGCAUCCAUUUGGAAAGAGAUGAAGAGGCCGAGUGUGAUCAUUCCAUCCCUAACGUCAUUUUUCAAAGACGUCCGAUUCCUGAAGUCCUGUGCCAACGGCGUGAAAAUGCUGGUCACGCCUUCUGAGGAUUCCACGACCAUAAGGAAAGCGCUGCGGGCUGCCUUUCUGUACAACGACGCGGAAAACGCGACUUACUCUGUGCAAACCUCCGAGACAACGUUCCGGCGCUAUUGGAACCCGCAAAGUGAUGCCGCAGAGCUUUCGUAUCGACAGCUGUGGCUGUAUGCCAUACGUCAUUAUGCAGAACUCUCCAAGUCAUCGCUCAAAAAAGAUGCCGCAGGAAAGUUUGGCCACAAUGAUGAAGACCCACAGGUGCUUCAUGGGAUGGCUGCUCUAGCAAAGCGGCUUGGAUUCCAAACGCCCCAGAUCGAGGAGCUCCUCCAACAAUCACCAGAUCGCCUCAUCGCGCGAAACGCACUCCUGCACGCUCGGCCGCACGACCGCUUUCAGUUUCAUGACGGAGAGCUCGAUCGUCUCGUGGAGCGGAUUACCGAGUGCUUCUCGUUGGCGGUCCCACGUCGCUGUCAACCCGCCGUGCAUCCGAGUGGGAGGGAGGUCAAGAAGGUGGCAAGGUGCGGGUAUCCGGCUGCCCAGGCUCAGGUGCGGGAUCAACCUUUUCUUUUCGUGGAUCACCUCAACGACACCGAGGUGCUUGAUACGACGAAAGUGACCUCUCUUUUCGUGCGAUGGAAUUUCUACAAAACGUUCUUCGGUAAAGUAUCCGUGCCCGGGAAGGAUGAUCGGACGACGAGAUCCGACAGUAUCGGCGUGCUUCCUUCUCCCCUUCUUGUUCCAAGCUUAGCUAGUGAGAGUAGCGACGAGGAUGGCGGCUCGCCCGAUCAAGAUACAACCACUCGAAAGACACACCCCGGAACAAAGCUAAGCGGAAGAGGCUUCAAAAAAAAACACCCGCCACAAUCUGAUCCUCAAUCCUCUCACCCAGAAUCUGUUGUCAUGGUUCCAUCAACAACGAAUUCGCCUCUUCAGCUUGAAAUGGAGAUAGAGGAUCUCGAUAUCAUUCUACCAGUGGGGAAUGGACCGGAAGUCGCGGACCAGGGAACUCAUGUGGCUGGUGUAAUCGGUGGUGCAGUCAGUCAUGAUGCUUGUGGAGGAGCAAAUUCCCCUCGCUUUUUGGAAUUGGAAAUCAGCAAUGUGGCCCAUAGUUCUCAAAAACGCCAGUUCGAGCCAAAGACCACAGAGGUAUUGGAAGUAUCAGAGGGGAGCGGUGAUGAAUCGACAACGGAGCAAGGACUGGUAGAUGACGGUAAGGAAGUAACCCUAGCCAGGAGCCAGUCUCCAGCCGAUCGAGUUAUGGAAGAACAUACAAGCAUAACGGGAUCGCAAACGACGGAAGAGUGGAGUAAAUCCGGGGGCGAGAUUGAGAAAACUUUAUACGCAUUGGAGGGUCGUCGAUCACGGAGCGGGACAAAAAGAAGUUCUCGUUUGAGCAAGAACCGAACAGACGUUAGAGAAAAAGACAGAUGGAAGCCAUACGAUCGCUCACAUCGGAGGCUGCAAGCUCGGGGAUCUCCCAUGCCUCCUCACCGGGAAUCAUUAGAGCAAGCAAUUAAAACUCUUCUCCAAGCGGCAGACUGGCCAUCCGGAGAGUCAAUGAUCCAAGACGGUCAUGGCUCAGGAACUCAAAGACACCCAGAAGAUAGGCAAAGCAAACACUCUCAUCGUGCAGCGGAAUCCUGGAUGGCCGAGUGGGCAGAGAUAGCGAAUGGCAACCCGUAUGAGUCCACUUACACUGGUGCACCAAUACAGACUAAGAGCCGCUCCCGGAGCCCAGACCGAGAGGAAUUCCCAGCGCUAGACCCUACCAAUUUCUCUCCAGAGAUAGACGUUCAUUCCCGGCUCAAUCUCUCAGUUACCCCACACCGCUGGGACCAGAGACAAUAUCUAGGACUACAAAAGGUAGCCUCCCAACUCGCAGCGCCCUUUGGAGCCCGGGAGACAGAGACGGAUCCGCGAGAAAAUAACACCGAGAAUAUCAGUGAUUGGGAAAAGAUCACCACCAGAACACUGGCUUCUGCUGGACAUGCCAAAUGCGUGAUUUCAUUUCUUGCCCCUGAUAACAGGGGCGAAUGGAGUCAUCUUGUGCACAAAGUGACAGUCAAUCCGUCUGAUCUGUCCCCGGUCGCCCAAGUUGCGGCGAAAGAUGCCCGGGAACGACAGGCGGUGUUCUACGACUGUCAUUUGCAUCAGCUCCAUCCCGCCCGAUGCGUUGAUGCUGCAAUAGAGGAUGGGACUUAUACGGUGUUUAUAACCUUCGGUUACGAAUUGGCUGUCAAUGAGGAUACAAUGGCCUCGGUUGGACGAGCGCUCCAGUACCGCAACAGCCACCGUGGUCGGCCGAUCCAGUGA